Daphnia magna is the source of this 1716-nucleotide messenger RNA. Its product is annotated as UPF0676 protein C1494.01. The record is from RefSeq and is a predicted model, not a curated record. The transcript is spliced from 7 exons. Lineage: Eukaryota; Metazoa; Arthropoda; Branchiopoda; Diplostraca; Daphniidae. Gene Ontology annotation, molecular function: dioxygenase activity. The coding region runs from base 768 to 1703 and encodes 311 amino acids.
GUAAAGCGAAAAAGUGCAACAGUGAAUCAGGUGGGAGCGAGGCUUCUCUUUGAGCGGAUGACACCAGAGAACAGCUAGAAUUCCAAAUAAAUCUUCGGAGGUUGGUUUUUUUUUUCGAAUUGUGACCUGUUGAAAAUUGUUGACCCGGCUAUCGUAAUAGCUCCUUAAGUGGUGAUAACUUUGCAACUAUGUUUUUUGUUUAAUAUCUUUACUCCUCUGUUGAAUUCCCAAACUUCCAGAUGGCGUCAUCCGGCAAAUUUCAGGGUGGAAUUUCUUCACGUUAUCACAGAAAUAUUGGUCAACGCGAUAUCUCUUGGGAUUCUUAUAUCGAAUCUUUUGAAGAGAGGAACGCCCAUUUGUUAGACGCACACAAGUGUUAGUAAGGGAAGUGAAUGUGUCGUAUCAGGUCAGGGGUAUCUGUAAAAAGAUAAAACAGUUGAUAAGGGAAAGGGCGACGUGACUGGCUGGCUGGUUUUCUGUCCUUUUACCUAUAGUCCACCUGAUUUAAAGCCUAGUGACUACAAGCUAGCUAACAGCCUUGAGCGUUUUACCCCAGUGACCAUUUUUGUACAAGAUUUUAAUCUAAGGACCACAUCUUGAGGGAAGAUCGCCGAAGGCCGACGAUUUUUGAGCCUCUGCCCUUUAAGUCAGAGUUAUUUUUACAGAAGAAACAUUCCCAGACCUCAACUAGUUUUGUCCCAAAAUACAACGCAUCUUGACUGUGUCGCGAAGAAGUCUGACGAAAGGUGUGAUCGUUGCAGUGCAGAAUGAAGCAAACCAUUCCAAUCAUCGACUUAGCUGACAUAGGGCUCGAAAAUCCCUCUGAUGCCAAAGAAGAAACGGUAACCCGUGUAUCUAAAGAGUUGGACGAUGCGUUUGCCAACAUCGGAUUCGUAUACCUUAAAAAUCACGGAAUUGACCAGCACACGGUAGAUGCUGUGUUAAGGGCAUCCCAAGCCUUUUUUCAACUACCAGAUGACUGCAAAGACGUUUACCGUCGUAAUUCUACGCGAUACGAUGGUUACUCCGGCAUUGAUCAAGAAAUAUUGGAAAGCAAGAACUUGCAUGAAGUGCGCGAAGCCUACGACAUCACUUCAUUGGACAGCGUCUUUCCAGACAAACAUCUUCCGGAAUUCCGACAAGCAAUAAGCGAACUAGUACCGAAAUUGUGCAAGCUGUCCCAUCGCUUGCUCCGAUGUCUCGCCAAAGCCUUAGGCUUAGACGACGAAUAUUUUAUUCGGUGUCAUACCAUGAUGUGCCAGGGCAGUGACAAGAAUGCCACGACGUUUCGAACACUUUAUUAUCCGUCCCUAGCUGACAGUGCUAUCAAAGCAGGUGUAGAACGAUGUGGAAGACACUCUGACUAUGGCACCUUUACGUUACUUUUCCAGGACGAUAUCGGAGGAUUGGAAAUUUUCUCUGGAGGUGAAUGGGUAGCCGCUACACCAAUUCCGGGGACGGUUUUAGUCAAUGUGGGAGAUUUGUUGCAGUUUUGGACAGCUGACCGUUAUCUUGCAACGAUUCAUCGCGUGCGAGUUCCAGAAGAAGAAAUUCGUCGGCGGUCGGCGCGACAAUCGUUAGCUUUUUUCGUUCAUCCGGAUAAUGAUGUUAUGGUGUCCCCAUUGAAUGGAUCCAAAAAUCAUUCGCCAAUUUCGGCUUUAGCCCAUCUUAAUCUUCGAUAUUCACAGACGUACAAAUAUUAGAAGUAUAGUAAUA